ACACACACACACAGCCUCACUCUCUCUUUCUCUUUCUGGCACAUACAAACACACAGUCUUCCUCCACACAAGCUCCAACAACCCUCUAUUCUGGUGAUCAUAAUUAUUUGAUGACGGAGCUUCUGGUUUCUCAACCACGCUUUUGUACACACGAUCUAGCUGUGAAUAAUUUAGCACAGGGAGCUAGAAAGGUGGUCCCUUAAAACAGCAGGUGCAGUCAAACUCAGGAGGCUGGACACACACCGAGAGAGCUUUAUCUCUAUCUUUAUCUAGUCAUCCACCCACUUCUCAACAAACAGCUCUUCAUUCAGGCUCUCAUCCACCCUUUGCCUCCAUCAAGCCGUAUAUCAGCCCAUUCUUUUCAUCCAAUCCAUCCGUGUAUUCCUCCAUCACACCGGGCACCAUCGGGUGUCUAGCUAAUGACAUUUCGCCCCAGGUAAGGAGCUUCUUGGAUGGACUGACGCCCUCUUAGCAUCCCUUCCUUUGUCAGCCACCAUGGAGGAACUCCAGACAAAACUGAAUCAACGCUAUGAAGGCAACAAGCCCAGAAAGGUGAGGUUCAAGCUGGCGUCGUCCUACAGCGGCCGGGUGCUGAAGCAUGUGUAUGAAGACGGCCAGGAGCUGGACAGUCCAGAAGAGAAAUACCCUCACAGUUUUGUUCACCGCAAGAUCCCUCCCAGCCACCUGGAGGUGGAGCAGCUCUGUGGGUUUGAGGACACUCAGGGGGACCAACAGGGUGUCUAUCCUCCAACAGGGCUCAUUGCCCAGAGAAUAAAUGUGUACCGAGGAAUGGGAAGCUACAAGCCUGCUGCAGGCCAGACCGAGCAAGCAGACGGAGAUGCCACAUCCUCAGUGUUGGACUUUGGCAAAAUCAUCAUCUAUACCAGCAAUCUGCGUAUCAUCAGAGCACCACCGAGGAAACCUGAAGUGUUGCAGCAUCAUGCAGUGCCUCUUGUGGACAUGGAGGGACACCCAAAGGCGAAGGAGAGGGGAAGCAGGAGGAGGGCUAAAGCUCAUCGUACACAGGACGGGGAGGAGAAGGAGAAGGAGAAGAGGAAGGAGAAGGAGAAGAAGAAGGAGAAGGAGAAGGAGAAAGAGAAGGAGAAAGAGAAGGAGGAGAAGCAGAUCAGUGACACUGAGACCAAGGAGGUUGACAGCUGCCAGCAUUGUGGCGGUUCAGGCUGCGCUCCCUGCUCUCUGUGUCACGGUAGCAAGCUGUCCAUGCUGGCGAACCGCUUCAAUGAGUCCAUCAGCGAUCUGCGUUGCCAAGCCUGCUACCCCCAUGGUCUGGAGAAGUGCCAGUCCUGCUCCAGCAAAUAGCACUGUUUGGCUGACACCCAUGUCUGGCAGAGAGUGAGUGAGUGAGUGAAUGAGAGUGUGUAGCUGUGUGAUCGAGUGUACGCCCGAUGUGCUAUGGGUUUGUCUCAGCCACAAUAUUGCUCUAAUCCAAAAUGUUCUUGGUGGGGUGUUUCGAAGCACUACUAGGAAACAUAAGCCAUCAUUGGAAAGGGGAAUUGUGACUGUGCAGUGGGCACAAAAUCAUAAAAUACAAUUACUGUGUGCAGUGAACAUGGCUCGCGAUAACACAAACGCAUAAUCACUUUUUUUGUUGUCACAUUAUUUUGCAUCUGCACGCUUCUUCCUGAUAAAACCGGGUUCCACGAUUUAUCAUUUUAAUUAAAAAGAUGCAAACAUUUAGCAUUAUUAUUUUAUCUACUGGGAGGGCUGUCCCGUUCCUAUCUCCACUCUCUUUUCACCAGAAAGAAUGAAGCCUUUGAUAUCGCAACAUGAUGUACUGUAUGAGGAUAAUUGAUGCUUUGAUUUUGUUUUCAAAACGGAGGGGGAAUUGGACAGUGAGAUAAAGAAUCUGAGAUGGACUGAAGUUACAAACUUCUACUUUUAAAGUCAAAAAUCAAGAUUUUGGGUGUCACUUUAAGACCUUUUUGUUAUGGAAGAGUUUGGACAAGGCUCUAUGACUUCGCCUCCACAAUGCUGUUUUGGUCUGUUCUCCACCUGGCUUCAUGCCCAAGUGUUUCUGGAGCAGAGCUUUUUGCACCACAUUCAGAAAACCCGUACUAAGUCAUCAUCCUGUUGCACUUGUGCUCGCACUCUCACUCCCACAGCUUUGGCAUUGGCCAAACAAGACGUAAACAAGAGUGAAUGCUGGGAAAUAAAUUACAAUCACAUUUAGAAUAACAUUUACCAUCUGUAACAUUCCUCUGUUCUAUCUGGACCAUUGGCUCCAUGAUACUAACUAGCUUGCCAUUUGCAAAUCACCUCAUCAGCCAACACCAUAAAGCAACCAAUGCCGGACCUACACCUUACAGCCAAACCACAGCUAGCCGGCCAAUUAACCCAGCUUAACCUCCAUUACAAGUAGCUAGUUGGCUGCCCCUGCAAGAAGGCACUCGUGUGUAAACAUGUUUAUUCUUUGGAUUUUUAGUCCUCAUCAUUUGUGAGUGCUUUACAUAUGACUCCAUUUACAGUUAUAGACAACUGAAAAAGUCCUGGAAGGACUCAUUUUUCAAGUUAUGUUCAACCACUGGUAAUAAAAAGUGAUUUAAAAAAAAUAAAAUUAAAGCCCUCAGAUUUGGUCUUUUCCUUGAUUUAAGUGGUCUUUAAGUGAUCUUUUUUUUUUUAUUAUUCAAUUAGGACUCUGCACAGCGUGUUUUAUUUGGAAAAUGACCGGAUUCUCUAUGCUGUAUCUAUGUCUGACUUCCUGCCAGCGUGAUCUGCUCUGUGCUUAUUCUCAGUGGAGCAGAGUGGGAAGCCGUUUCAGAAAUAUGCUGCGGUGCUUCAGGUAGAAUUACAAGCAUUGUCUAGAACAGCCAUGAUCCGCACCGCCGGAGUGUGUCACAGGCGUGCCUGGUGCAAGAUGAGAGAUGAGAGAGAUGUUAAUAUAAGACAGGGAUAAGAAGAAGAGGAGAAAUAAAUGACAAUAAUACUGUAGGCCUGCUCAGGAGGUUAAAUGAUGAUUUUUUUUAAAUGAAUAAUCUCAUUCUCAGGUUAUUGCCAUUCCAACUUGUUUCAGCUUUAUCCACAUAGUUUUGGUAUAUGAAUGAAA
This is a messenger RNA of Larimichthys crocea (large yellow croaker), 3064 nucleotides long. It is a transcript of the gene grxcr2, whose product is annotated as glutaredoxin and cysteine rich domain containing 2. The transcript has 5 exons. Gene Ontology annotation, biological process: sensory perception of sound. Bases 496 to 1320 code for a protein of 274 amino acids. Lineage: Eukaryota; Metazoa; Chordata; Actinopteri; Sciaenidae. The record is from RefSeq and is a predicted model, not a curated record.